Dovyalis caffra is the source of this 879-nucleotide messenger RNA. The record is from the annotation of a GenBank genome assembly. NCBI's taxonomy places the organism in Eukaryota, Viridiplantae, Streptophyta, Magnoliopsida, Malpighiales, Salicaceae.
AUGGCAUUCCCUCCUCAUCAUGGUUUUAUGUUCCAUUCCCUUGAAGACAAUGACCACCUUCCAUCUCCCUCUUCUCUCAACUCUCUUCCCUCCUGCCCUCCGCAGCUUUUUCCUGGAAGUGGAGGGCAUUUCUUGAUGAAGAGAUCGAUGUCCUUUUCUGCAAUGGAAAAAUGUGAAGAAGUAGGGCAUGGAGAAGAUGACUUGUCUGAUGAUGGAUCACAGAUAGGGGAGAAAAAGAAGAGGCUCAACUUGGAGCAGGUUAAGGCACUUGAGAAGAGCUUUGAGUUGGGAAACAAGCUUGAACCUGAGAGAAAAAUGCAGUUGGCCAAGGCUUUGGGUUUGCAGCCAAGGCAGAUAGCUAUUUGGUUUCAAAACAGGAGGGCUAGAUGGAAGACUAAGCAGUUAGAGAAAGACUAUGAGAUCUUGAAGAAACAGUUUGAUGCCCUUAAGGCUGAUAAUGAUGCCCUUCAAGCCCAGAACAAGAAACUUCAUGCAGAGCUAUUUUCUCUAAAAGGUAGAGAUUCAAAUGAAGUUAAUCCCAAGAAAGAAACUGAGGGUUCUUGGAGUAAUGGAAGUGAAAACAGUUGCGAUGUCAACUUAGAUGUCUCAAGAACUCCAGCAGCAACAAGUCCAGUAACAUCCCAACUGACUACUAAACAUCUCUUCUCCACAUCCAUCAAGCCUGCAAGCAUGACUCAACUUCUCCAAGGUUCAUCAAGAUCAGACCUUCAAUGCUUGAAAGUUGAUCAAUUGGUUCAUCAAGAUGAAAACUUCUGCAGCAUGUUCAAUGGCAUAGAGGAGCAGCAAGGAUUUUGGCCAUGGCCUGAGCAACAGCAUGCUACAUUUUCAUUGAACCAAGCCCAGUUCUCCAAUAAUUAG